GGCCAAAGUGGCGCCUGACUGAAAUUGCAUUUCGGUAAACUAAUUUUGGUGAUUUUUCUUCGAUAAAAACACACAACAGAUUUGACCUGAUGUAAAACAACACAUAUUAAUUAAUUUUAGUCCUCGGAUGGUUUUAAUUUGAUCAAUUUCAUUUAUUUUUAUUCUCGAUUGAAAUGUGCUGCCAUAGUAACCGCUGACAACUUUGGUCCUCUUCAGCUGACAGCUAAACAGAAGGAUGCCGGUGCAGAUUUCAGGGGCACAACUGAUCAGAGUGUGCACAGUGCUCCAAGACUGUGCAGACCAGCUUGCCGUUCUGGGAAACAUCAUGCCCGACUCUUACAAGGGCCGCCCAGAGGCUGACAUGGUAGUGGGAACAGACAUUAGUGAGGUCAUUUCACAGAACAAAGAGGCGGAACAAAGUUUGAGGACACUUCGUCACAACCAGGGUGAGAGUGGUUGUGUGAUUGACGCCGUGCAGGAGUUGCACAAAUCACACAAAGAGCUAAACCGCACAUUAGAAACCAACCCACUUUCACCCGACAACCUCACAAAAGUGCAGAGGGACAGGCAGUUUCUGGUUCAGGUCAUCACAGAUGUGUUGGCAGAACUGAAAGAGAAACGCACAUUUGAAACCUUACUGUUUGCUGUGGAUGAGGAGAAGAAGAAAAAGGCCCAUCUAUUGGAUAUCAUCAUAAGGGAGGAGGAAGGCCGCAGACGUACCAAGGCAUUGCAGAGGCAACUCCUGGACAUCCGCAAAGAAAAGACCCUAGAGUUGCAGAGGCUGGAUGAGAUGACGGCCCAUCUGAAGGACCAGCUGCAGGAGAUGAAGGUCAAGACCAGUCUGGAGAGGAAGUACGUGAAGAGCAGCGCUGAGCUGCUGGUCUUCCAGGGGCAGAAGCUCGUCACACACAAGGAGAAGGAGGUGACGGAUGAGAUAAAGCUGCUUAAUGACAAAAUGGAGGUGGAGAGGCGCGUUCACAUGGAGAUGGAGAUCUUCCUGAAGGACAACCAGUUGAGGCUGGGGGAGAAGCUGGAGUACUGGAUGGAGCGCUAUGAGAAGGACAUGGAGGACAAGCAGCAGGAGGUCAACCUCCUCAAGCACUCCAAGGCCACCAACCUCUCCCAGCUUCAGGACCUGGCCAGGAAGUACCGUGAGAGCGAGCAGGUGGUGAUGGACAACCGUCUGGAGAAGGAGAACAUCCGCAAGCUGCAGGAGAGAGAACAGAUGGAGAGGGGUGCCGCCACCAAGAUCCAGUCUUGGUGGAGAGGUGUGAUGGUGCGGAGAGGGCUGGGCCAGUUCAAGAAAGGCAAGAAGGGAAAAGAAGGCAAGAAGGGUAAAGAAGGCAAGGGCAAAACGGGCAAGAAGAAAUAAGAGUAUUUUGGGAAAUUAAAUCAGGCCAAUCUAUGAACAGACAUCUCAAUUGACAAUACCGGUAAUCAAAAUAUAUUCUUUGGAUAUCA
Engraulis encrasicolus (European anchovy) is the source of this 1461-nucleotide messenger RNA. RefSeq names its product IQ motif containing G (gene drc9). Gene Ontology annotation, biological process: sperm axoneme assembly; cilium organization. The transcript has 10 exons. The record is from RefSeq and is a predicted model, not a curated record. Gene Ontology annotation, molecular function: protein binding. Gene Ontology annotation, cellular component: sperm flagellum; cytoplasm. The coding region runs from base 236 to 1372 and encodes 378 amino acids. NCBI's taxonomy places the organism in Eukaryota, Metazoa, Chordata, Actinopteri, Clupeiformes, Engraulidae.